CUCUUCCCUUCCCUCCUCUUCCCCCUUCUUCUUGUCUCACCCUCCCUCAGUAGUCGAUCAAUUUCAAGAGUACUGUGUGUACCCUCUUGUCCUACCUUUUCAAAUAUCAUCUCCCUCCAUUCCAGUCAUUCGUCGUACACAAUGGCCUCCGCUGCUCGCUCGGCCUCUCGGGCCUUCCUUCGCUCGACUCCUGCCACUUCGGCUUUCAGACCCGCUGCUCGCAGCGCUCGCUAUGCCCUCCCCUCCCAGGGCUUCCGCACUGCUUCCCGCCGCGGCUACGCCUCUGAGGCUGGCUCGGGCAAGUCUUCCAACGGCCUCCUGUGGGCUGGUGUUGCUGCUGCUGGUGCCGCUGGUGCUUUCUUCUUCCUUCAGGGCGGCGAUUCUUCCGUGAGCUCCAAGGCCUUCGUCCCUACUCAGGCGGACUACCAGAAGGUGUACGACGCGAUUGCCAAGAAGCUGGUCGACGAGACCGACUAUGACGACGGCAGCUAUGGUCCUGUCCUUGUCCGUCUAGCCUGGCACGCAAGUGGUACCUACGACAAGGAGACCGGCACCGGCGGUAGCAACGGUGCUACCAUGCGAUUCGCUCCCGAGUCCGACCACGGCGCCAACGCCGGUCUGAAGCACGCCAGAGACUUCCUGGAGCCCAUCAAGCAGCAGUUCCCCUGGAUCACCUACUCUGACCUGUGGACCUUGGCCGGUUCGGCCGCCAUCCAGGAGUGCGGUGGCCCUGCCAUCCCGUGGAGACCCGGCCGUCAGGAUAAGGACGUUGCCGCCUGCACGCCCGACGGCCGUCUCCCCGACGCCUCCAAGGACCAGAGACACGUCCGUGACAUCUUCUACCGCAUGGGCUUCAACGACCAGGAGAUCGUUGCCUUGAUCGGUGCCCACGCCCUGGGUCGCGCGCACUCCGACCGCUCCGGCUUCGACGGCCCCUGGGACUUCAGCCCCACCGUCUUCACCAACGACUUCUUCAAGCUCCUGCUCGAUGAGAAGUGGCAGCAGAAGAAGUGGAACGGCCCCGUCCAAUUCACCGACAAGACCACCAAGACCCUGAUGAUGCUCCCCACCGACCUUGCCAUGAUCAAGGACAAGGAGUUCCGCAAGCACGUCGAGCGCUACGCCAAGGACAACGAUGUCUUCUUCAAGGAGUUCACCGACGUGUUUGUCAAGCUGCUCGAGCUGGGCGUUCCUUUCACCAGCAAGGCCGAGGACCGCUAUGUCUUCAAGUCCCCUGAGGCAUAGAUCAGCCGCGGGUUUGUGUGAGGUGUGCAGUGCUAUGCAUAGCUUUUUGGUUUUCUAGUGCGAUUUGGGAUAUUCUUGUUUGCUUGCGGGGCAUUGCGUUUCUUGACUUGGUUCGACAUUUUGAUAUCCGACAUGUGUGUUCACGGCUCGCUUUCAACCGGCCGUAGCCCCUCUGUGUGGCUUUGUUCUCGACCUGAUUGCCAUUAGAAGGCAUUGCACAGGCGAGUCUGGUGGUUGUAUGUAGAAGGCAUUUAGAGUAUAAAUACUAGACUUUCCACGAG
This is a messenger RNA of Aspergillus homomorphus CBS 101889, 1526 nucleotides long. Its product is annotated as peroxidase. Gene Ontology annotation, molecular function: peroxidase activity; heme binding. Lineage: Eukaryota; Fungi; Ascomycota; Eurotiomycetes; Eurotiales; Aspergillaceae. The transcript has 2 exons. Gene Ontology annotation, biological process: hydrogen peroxide catabolic process; response to reactive oxygen species; cellular response to oxidative stress. Bases 142 to 1245 code for a protein of 367 amino acids. The record is from RefSeq and is a predicted model, not a curated record.